AAAGUUUUGUGACAAAUCGAAAUAUAUUGCCAAACAAAUUUAUUUAAUUGAAAAAUCAUAAAUGAAAAUAAAUAAAAAAUGUAUUAUAAUAAUAAUAAUGCAUUCAAGUAAUUUGAGUAACUAAACUGAAAUGUAAAGUUAUACAUUAUGCCUGGUGGAAGACGUAAUGCUGCUAGUAGAAAUGGACAAACCAAAUCUCAAGCUAACUUUUCUAUAUCCUCAAAUAUUGGUAUACGAAGUAAUAGCGGAGAAAGAACAGCUGGAAGUGGUGCAGAUGACAAAAAGUCAGAAGAAUUUUGUGGAAUAAAAGCACCAAAACAUGUACCUAUACCAAUUGUACCUGUGGAUGGUCAUUUAACUUUUGAAGCUUUGUCUUUAGUUGUGUCAAUUAUUGCAGCUUCUUUACAAAUGCUUAAUUUAUACAGAACUGUUUGGUGGUUACCUCAUUCUUAUAAUAAUUAUAGUAUGAAUUUCUAUUUAAUAGAUCCUUAUUUACUUAUAUUUAUUAUAACUAUGAUUGCAAGGCAGUUUAUUUAUUCUUUAUUGCGUCGAGUUAUUGAUAUUUCAUCACCAGUUCGUUGGUUAUCUAUUUCUCAAAAAAUGAUGAGAAUUACUUUGCUGAUCGUUGUGAUGAGUAUAUUGAGUUGGUGCCUCUAUCGUAUGGCUGAAAGACAUAACUCCAUGAAGAUUUUUUACUUAUGUUAUCCAAGUUUAUCUGUAUAUUUUGUAAUGUUUGGUGUAAGUGCAAUACCUUUCUUUGAUAUAUCAACAACAUCUUUAUAUGGUAAAGAUGAAAAGAAAACAAAGUUUCUGAUGGACAAACCUUUACAUAAUUGUUCAUUAAACGCAUCAGCAAUCAGAGCAGAAGUUUCAACAUUAAGAUCGGAUUUCAAUCGGCGUCUGAAACGUGCUUUGUUCGCAUCUUCUAGUAGUGCUUAUGUAUGUGGUAUAACACCCAUCAUAUUUGUACCUCAACAUUUACAUUUUAAUGUUUCAUGGGUUGUGCAGCAUGUUAUUAUGUUCUGGCUAGAAAGAAUAACUGCUCAUUUUUUACAUGCUUAUCCUGUGAGGUACUGUGACGUUUUACAUAGAGCAGCAUUACAUCUAGGUCGAUGGGUUAAAAUUGAAAAUCGCAAUAGUCAUACCUAUGCUCAAGCUUGGAAUGAUUCUGUUUUGUGGCCUCAUGGUUCAAUUGUAAGACAUAAUAAGGAAAUUUAUCGUUCAGAAGGUUUAUGUACUGUAGCAGAGCCAGGGAAUAUAGGCCAUUAUAGAUUUUAUGCUAUAUUUAGUAAUCCCACAGUGUUACUUUGUUCAUUGUUGGGCUUGCAGCUUCUUCUUGUUUGUGCACAAAUAUUUAUUUUAUUACGCACAACCGAUUGGUAUCAAGUGUUAUCAAUAACAUUACUUCUUGUGAUCAACUACUAUACUUUAUUUAAAGUUACUAGAGACUAUCUUAUUUGUUGGAAGGUUUAUCAUGCUGAACAAAUAAUACAAGAAAAGUCGCAAAUGAUUGCAAAUUCUAUUGUUCAAUAAAAAAAUAUUUUUAAAA
This is a messenger RNA of Frieseomelitta varia, 1549 nucleotides long. Its product is annotated as transmembrane protein 39A. The coding region runs from base 148 to 1533 and encodes 461 amino acids. Gene Ontology annotation, cellular component: membrane. The transcript is spliced from 7 exons. Lineage: Eukaryota; Metazoa; Arthropoda; Insecta; Hymenoptera; Apidae. The record is from RefSeq and is a predicted model, not a curated record.